This is a messenger RNA of Spodoptera litura, 4247 nucleotides long. It is a transcript of the gene RIC-3, whose product is annotated as RIC3 acetylcholine receptor chaperone. The record is from RefSeq and is a predicted model, not a curated record. NCBI's taxonomy places the organism in Eukaryota, Metazoa, Arthropoda, Insecta, Lepidoptera, Noctuidae. Gene Ontology annotation, biological process: synaptic transmission, cholinergic; protein localization to cell surface. Gene Ontology annotation, cellular component: intracellular membrane-bounded organelle; neuronal cell body; neuron projection.
UGUCACUGCGCGCUUUCUUCACGGGCGGGACGUGUGGGACGAAAAUCUUUAUUUAUAUCACACACGACGAUGUUCCCGUAGAGUGCGACUGGCUGUGUACGUGCGUGACGAAACGAUACGAAAACACGACGACAAAAUGCCGAACGAGGAGGUGUUGGGUCCGCGGAAGACGAUGUUUGUACUUGUGAUUGUUGUUGGGUGUUUUGCUGUGUUGUGGCCUAGGAUCCUGUCGCCGCUGAUCACAGGCCCCAGUGGGGAGCAGCUCAAGCCGAACAAGUUCGACCGGGAGGCAGGAUGCUGCGAGGUCCUAUUCGAAAACGAUAUGGCUGUUCUGGAGCUUAUCAACGAAGUCUGCAGUUCAGCAGUUCAAGUUCACGGGAAGCUCAGUCCUCAUGCUGCCGCUGAAUGUCGGAAAGCAGUCAAUGAGACCUGUGGAGUGGAUUUAGCAGCAUUCCUUAAACGGAAUGAGAAUGUUGGGAAAACAUCUAAAGCAUUAAUAGAGACUAUGAAGAACAGCAACAGCUCUUGUCUGAAGGAGCACUUCGGAGUCCCUGUCUUGAGUCUCGGUGUCCAUAUAUCACAGAACUCAUGGACUCUGCAAGACACUAUCAAACAAGAGCGCCCUUUGAUCCGCGGCGCAGGACCACACCCGGCUCUGCGCGAAAGAGGACGGGCGAUACCUCCAGGUGUUCCCUCGUCUCCUACGAAGAGUUCCGUGGCAAUGCCUCCUCACGUCAGGGUACGAUCCUCACCGCUAUCCGUGUAUUAUGAUCUGGAUAUCAAGCCUCCACCAAUCCCCGGAAUGCGUCCACCGCUGGGAUCUCCUGGUGGUCCUGUACCCACACCCAAGUCUUCCAUGGGCUUCGUGAUGCCGAUCUACACAAUCUGCAUAAUCGUCUUCUUUGUCUACACUAUAAGCAAGAUUCUGUUCAGGCGGACCGCAAGCUCAUCGCCCUACGAGACCCUACCACCAGACCCUCAGUUCAGGAGGCGAGUGUUCAGGGAUGAUUCCAGGAGUACACCUGACAAACUAGGACCUAAAGAGCGGGACACAAGGGACGUGGAGUUGGAAGCGCUGAGGGCUCGCCUGGCUGAGACAGAGCGCGCGAUGCAAAGGAUCGUCAGCCAGCUGGCUCAGCGCGACGCGGAUGCACAGGAUAACAACGCUCGCCCAUACACGAAUGGGACAAUUCUACAUAACAGUGGCCCUGUACACAUAGUCGCUAGCGAGUACAAGGAGCCUAAUAAAGAGAGCUUGGAAAAGAAAGAACCAUCUCCUGCACCAGAGGAACCUAAACCAGUACCUGAACAAACCCAAGAAGAUAAAGAGCCCUCCUCCGAACCAGAAACCCAAAAACCUGUAGAAAAGGAACAAGAAGUCGAAAAAGAACAAGAACCGAAAGAUCAAGAACCGGCUAAAGAAGAAUCUGUACCUCAAAAAGAACAAACACCAGAAAAAGACACUCAAGUAAAAGAACUAACUCCUGAACCAAAAGAAUCUACACCAGAAGUCGAAGACCAAAAAGAAGAAGAAGUAAAGGAAGAAACCCCAGAAAAAGUAAUAGAACAAACAAAUGACACUGAUAAAUUGAUAAAACUGGUUGAUGAUGUAAAAGUGGAGAGGAAUGGAGAUGUAAGACACACGGAAGAGUUUAUUAAAGAGGAAGCAAAGUCUUCUGAGGCGCAGAAGGAGAAGCAGUCGACACCUGAACUUCUAGAAGAAGCUAUCAAAGAUGAUGAUGAUGAACAGGAGAAUGCUAGCGUUAAGGUGGUAGGCAUGGAGGUGCGGGCGCACCCGGCGGAUGGUGGAGCGUGGAGGGCGAAGCGCCCCACGGAGACUCCGCCUCCGAUCCCAGUCGUCGCCCCCGUCCCGCAGCGAGCGCACGAGGCUGAUCAGGUGCAGUCGAUAUACUUGGAGACGGAGAUCCCGCAGCAGUCGCGCGUACUCGUCACCGACUUCGCGGAGAAGAGGACUGACAGGCCUGCUCCUACUAAACAUUCACCGAUGGUGGUGAGUGGUAAGAUGACGCUAUCCCUGAUACAAGACGCGCCGCGGGACACGCCUGAGAGGGACCAAGAGUCGACAGUUGACGACUUCACAACGGCUAGUGCAGUCACGCAGAACGCUGAGAAAGAAGACGAAUCAGAAGAAGAGAUCGAGGAAGAGAUUGAAAUAGAAGAGAUAGAGGAAGAAGUUGAAGAGGAAGAGGAGGAAGAGGAAGAGCAAGCAAAAGCGGGAGAAGUAGACCACAAGGACAAGAAGACAGAGUGAAGUACUGAUAGAUAUACAUUGAUUUAAUAUAACUACUCGUACUUAAAGUUAUGUUUUGUGAUCUUGUAUAAACCAUUUUUAACCUUAUGCUAGUGGAAUUAAGGUUCAUUAGUGAUUAUAUGUACAAGGAAAAGAGCUUGUAAGUUGAUAUUCUGGGUUUAAAAAGGUAACUAAAGCAAUGGAAUUGCAUUAAAUGUGUCUGAUAUAGGUCACAAAAUAUAACGUGUUAAAAAAAGUAUAACUAUUUUGUUUAUGGUAUGCAAUUAAUUAUCUGUGUACUUAUUGUCUAUGCUUCUCUUCCUAGUCUGUUGUUGAGGAUGUACAUUUUGUUCUGUUGAUCUGUUACCGCAUUGUUUUAUGCUUUCUACGUUUUAUUACUGUUAUUCUGUAUAAUAGUUUUUAACAGUGUGAUUAGAAUUACCUACUGAGGAUUGGAUUCGAGUUUAUUCUAGAAUCCUAUAGUCUAUAAACUAUUGUCUAUAGUUUAGAAUGUAUAUCUAUUAUGAUUUUUCAGUAAGUUGUAAUAGUACUUAUAUUAAAUCUGAUUUGUCAUUGCAUAGUUAACGACAGUAAUGUAAUUUACAUCAUUUUCCCAUAAUUUUGUUAUCAGUAGAAAGCAGAACCCUCUACUAGGGUUUACACUAUAGAAAAUGAAUGGUGUUACCAGCUUAAAAAAACCUCAAAUAUCAAGCAACUAUUUUAGAGGAGUCUAAUCACGCUAAUGUUAUCAUCGUUUAUUAUUAUAAAUAAUACGAAUUUAUAAAUUAAUAUAAUUGAGUGUUCAAUGAUUUGUGCCAAAUAUUCCUUCAGGCUUCUUCCAAUUUACUUGACGUCUUAAUACGUUCGUUAUAUCCUUCCAAGUCUGUAAAUUAGCCAAAUUUUAAUUCAAAUCUUUAGAUAAAAUAUAAAUACGUAUAAAUUAUACAACCAUGCAAAAAAACUGCAGCAAGUCGUAUCUAAAUUCUAGCCAAAUUUCUUUAUUAGAAGUAUUGAUUGUAGACAAAAUGAUGACAUUAAUUUUUAAGUUUUUAUUUUUCAAAAUUAAUUGAUGUCCUAUUGGCUCAAUGAUUGUUUAGUGUGAUAAUGAAAUUUUAAUAUCGAAGCUCAAUCUACUGUGCAGUUUUUUUGCCAGUUAGUGUACUAGUGAAGCCCCAAUUAAUCUCUAUGUCUCCUAGUAUUGGGUGAUUAGUAUAAUAAAAUAUGUAUUAUAAUAAAAAAAAUUGCACCAGUGUGAACAUUAUGCUAGAUAUAAUUAUGCAUUUAAGAUACAUUGUGACAGUUGUUUUAUUUUUUAUAAUUUUUUUUUUUUGUUUAUUUGAAAUGAGAAUAGAAUUUGUGGAUAUAGUAUUUUUACGUGAUAGUACAGGCAUUGAAAUUAACAAUUUAAAUACUUGAACGAAGGAGGUUUAAUAUAUUUCACAUAGGUGGCAAGUUAAAAUGCACUUUAUCAAGGAUGUUGAAAAAAAGAUGGACAUAGCAUUACUUAGAAAUGAUUGAAGCACUAAAAUUUGAAAUGGUGUUUGCAUGUAUAAUAGGUUACUAUGUUACCAGACUUAGUCCUGUCCUUCAUGUAAAUGCGUUUAUGUUCUGCGUGUAACUCUAUAGUAGCCAGGCGCCACAGUUAUUGAUUCAAGAAACUGUGUCUGCAUUUUUUAUGUGUAAUAUGUUAGGCCGACGUUACUCAUUUCAGUAUUACAAUCAGUACUAUGUUUUAACAUUUAAUGUAGCAUUUUGUUAUGUUAUUGCUUAAUCUGUUUUUUAGUUCGUAAGCAAGGAUGUAGCUGGGAGGGUAAAUCAUCUAAUAAGUAGUUAUUGAAUCCGCUACUGACUUGUAUUGAAGCCAACAUACAUGGUGAUAAGAAAGGAGUAUAAUGUAUUACCGUCUAAUCAAUAAAAUGAGAGUCAACGAAAUAUUAAAACUUCCCCUUUUGGUUACACCCCUGGUUGUAAGAUAAUAAAAAUAACUCAAAAAUAA